AGGGGCCGCAGGCACUUCCCUCCUGUCCCCCCCAACCCCCGCUCGGCAACCGCGUCUCCAGGGCUCCCAGCAACUGGCUGGAAGGGCUUCCCUCACCCUCAGGAACAGCCCGCCAGCGAGGAAAGGCGAGCCAGGCGGGAGGCAAAGAGGAGACACCGCAUUUCUAAGAGGCAAGAAAGGAAGGAAGGGAGGAAAAAAAAAAAAAAAAAAACAACCCAAGCGGCUCAGAGUGGACUCUGGUCCGGGAGAGAACGAUCGGGCGCCGGAACGUGGACCGAGAAGCACCGGAAUGCAAACAAAGCUCGCGGGCGCCUGUGCAGGGCUCGCGGGGAAGCCCAGAAAGUUUGUUUUAUGAUGGCUUGAGUGCGCGAGUGUGUGCAGGGGAGCGAGGCUGCCAAGUUUCUCUCUCCCGUUGCGUUAUUUUGGGGGAGAUGUCUCUCCCAUGAACCAGCGGGGGCUUGGGGACUUGUGCUGUGGGGGGCACCUGUCUCUCAUUGCAUUAUUAUUUUUUGUGUUGGGGGGGAGGAGGGGUGUAACCCAUCAUGUCGAGAGUGAUCCAGAAGAAGAACCACUGGACUAGCAAGGUUCACGAAUGCACCGUGAAGCGGGGACCCCAGGGUGAGCUGGGGGUGACGGUGCUGGGGGGCGCGGAGAAUGGGGAGUUUCCGUAUGUUGGAGCGGUGGCCGCGGCCGAAGCGGCGGGGCUUCCCGGCGGCGGCGAGGGCCCUCGGCUGGGCGAAGGGGAGCUGCUUCUGGAGGUGCAGGGGAUCCGGGUGUCCGGCUUGCCCCGCUAUGACGUGCUGGGAGUCAUCAACAGCUGCAAGGAGGCCGUCACCUUCAAAGCCGUCAGACAAGGAGGAAAGCUGAACAAGGACCUGCGACAUUUCCUCAAUCAACGGUUCCAGAAAGGGUCUCCUGAUCAUGAGCUCCAACAGACCAUAAGGGAUAACCUUUACCGCCAUGCUGUGCCUUGCACAACCCGAUCUCCCAGAGAAGGAGAAGUGCCUGGCGUGGACUAUAACUUUCUGACUGUGAAGGAAUUCUUGGACCUCGAGCAGAGCGGGACCCUUCUGGAAGUCGGCACCUAUGAAGGAAACUAUUAUGGGACACCCAAACCUCCUAGCCAGCCAGUCAGUGGGAAAGUGAUCACGACGGAUGCCUUGCAAAGCCUUCAGUCUGGCUCCAAGCAGUCAACCCCAAAGCGAACCAAGUCCUACAAUGAUAUGCAAAAUGCUGGCAUAGUCCAUGCGGAGAACGAGGAGGAGGAUGACGUUCCUGAAAUGAACAGUAGCUUUACAGCCGAUUCUGGUGACCAAGAAGAGCACACUCUCCAAGAAACAGCACUACCACCUGUGAAUAGUGGCAUCGUUGCUGCUCCCAUCACGGACGCUUCUCAGAAGUUCCCUCAAUACCUACCUCUUUGUGCAGAGGAUAAUUUAGGUCCUCUACCCGAGAACUGGGAGAUGGCCUACACCGAAAAUGGAGAAGUCUAUUUUAUAGACCAUAACACAAAGACAACAUCCUGGUUAGACCCUCGGUGCCUGAACAAGCAGCAGAAGCCUCUGGAAGAGUGUGAAGAUGAUGAAGGGGUCCACACCGAGGAGCUGGACAGUGAACUAGAGCUGCCUGCUGGUUGGGAAAAGAUUGAAGACCCUGUCUAUGGUAUCUACUAUGUAGACCACAUCAACAGGAAGACACAGUAUGAGAACCCGGUUCUAGAAGCCAAACGGAAGAAGCAGCUGGAGCAGCAGCAGCCGCCGCAGCCGCCCCAGCAGCCCCAGCAGCCCCAGCAGCCCCAACAGCCACCGCAGCCGCAGCCAGAAGAAUGGACAGAAGAUCAUUCAUCGCUUGUGCCUCCUGUCAUUCCAAACCACCCUCCAAGCAAUCCGGAGCCCGCCAGAGAAGCUCCACUUCAGGGCAAACCCUUUUUUACACGAAACCCUUCUGAGUUGAAAGGCAAGUUCAUUCACACGAAGCUGCGGAAAAGCAGUCGUGGGUUUGGCUUCACGGUCGUGGGAGGGGAUGAACCUGAUGAGUUUCUGCAGAUCAAGAGCUUGGUCCUGGAUGGUCCUGCCGCCCUGGAUGGCAAGAUGGAAACAGGAGAUGUCAUUGUCAGUGUGAAUGACACCUGUGUCUUGGGACACACACAUGCACAAGUUGUGAAAAUCUUCCAGUCCAUUCCCAUCGGUGCCAGCGUGGACCUCGAACUCUGCCGAGGUUACCCAUUGCCUUUUGACCCAGAUGACCCCAAUACGAGUUUAGUGACCUCGGUGGCCAUUUUGGAUAAAGAACCAAUUAUUGUGAAUGGGCAGGAGACCUAUGAUUCGCCAGCUAGUCACAGCAGUAAAACAGGCAAAGUCAAUGGCCUGAAGGACGCCAGGCCCAGCAGCCCUGCUGACAUGGCUUCAAAUGGUUCCCAUGGUUACCCCAAUGACACCGUCUCUUUGGCUUCCUCCAUAGCCACUCAGCCGGAACUCAUAACUGUUCAUAUAGUCAAAGGGCCAAUGGGCUUUGGCUUUACUAUCGCAGACAGCCCUGGUGGCGGGGGCCAAAGAGUGAAACAGAUUGUGGACAGUCCACGGUGCCGAGGCCUGAAAGAAGGGGAUCUUAUAGUGGAAGUUAAUAAGAAGAAUGUGCAGGCUCUGACCCACAACCAAGUCGUGGAUAUGCUGAUCGAAUGUCCAAAGGGAAGUGAGGUCACGUUGUUGGUGCAACGAGGAGGGUUGCCAGUUCCCAAGAAGAGCCCAAAGUCGCAACCACUGGAAAGAAAAGACAGCCAGAACAGUUCUCAGCACAGCGUCUCCUGCCACCGGAGCCUGCACACGGCCUCCCCAGGCCACAGCACCCAGGUGCUCCCCGAGUUCCCGCCUGCAGAGGCCCCCACUCCAGAUCAAAUCGACAGCUCUGGGCAGAAGAAACCAGAUCCUUUUAAAAUCUGGGCCCAGUCCAGGAGCAUGUAUGAAAACCGACUUCCGGACUACCAAGAACAGGACAUCUUCCUGUGGAGAAAAGAGACUGGAUUUGGAUUUAGGAUUCUGGGUGGAAAUGAACCAGGGGAACCUAUUUAUAUCGGUCACAUCGUACCGCUGGGUGCUGCCGAUACAGACGGCCGUCUGAGGUCUGGAGAUGAAUUAAUCUGUGUGGAUGGGACACCGGUAAUUGGAAAAUCACACCAGCUUGUGGUCCAGCUUAUGCAACAAGCUGCCAAGCAAGGCCACGUCAACCUCACGGUGCGGCGUAAAGUGGUGUUUGCAGCCCCCAAAGCCGAGAACGAGGUGCCCUCGCCGGCCUCCUCCCAUCACAGCAGCAACCAGCCCGCGUCGCUGACGGAGGAGAAGCGCACCCCGCAGGGCAGCCAGAACUCCCUGAACACGGUGAGCUCCGGCAGCGGGAGCACCAGCGGCAUCGGCAGCGGCGGCGGCGGGGGCAGCGGCGUGGUCAGCACGGCCGUGCAGCCCUACGACGUGGAGAUCCGGCGCGGCGAGAACGAGGGCUUCGGCUUCGUCAUCGUGUCCUCGGUGAGCAGGCCCGAGGCCGGCACGACUUUCGGCAAUGCAUGUGUGGCUAUGCCUCACAAAAUAGGUCGGAUUAUUGAGGGGAGUCCUGCAGACCGAUGUGGCAAGCUGAAAGUGGGAGACCGGAUCCUGGCAGUGAAUGGAUGUUCCAUCACCAACAAGUCCCAUUCAGACAUUGUCAACCUAAUCAAGGAAGCAGGAAACACAGUUACCCUCCGCAUCAUUCCCGGGGAUGAGUCUUCAAAUGCCACUUUGCUGACCAAUGCAGAGAAGAUUGCCACCAUCACCACUACACACACCCCUUCUCAGCAAGGGGCCCAGGAGACCAGGAAUACCACCAAACCAAAGCCGGAAUCUCAGUUUGAGUUCAAAGCACCCCAGGCAACACAGGAGCAAGAUUUUUACACUGUGGAACUGGAAAGAGGAGCCAAGGGAUUUGGCUUCAGUCUUCGAGGGGGCCGAGAGUAUAACAUGGACCUCUAUGUCCUGCGCUUAGCAGAGGAUGGUCCAGCAGAAAGGUGUGGAAAGAUGAGGAUUGGUGAUGAAAUUUUAGAGAUCAAUGGCGAGACCACCAAAAACAUGAAGCAUUCUCGGGCUAUAGAACUGAUUAAGAAUGGCGGCCGCAGGGUCCGUCUGUUUCUGAAGCGGGGAGACGGCUCGGUACCAGAAUAUGACCCCAGCAGCGACCGGCACGGCCCCGCCGCCGCCCGUGCACAAGGUGUUUCGGAAGUGAGGGCAGCGCCCCCCGACCGCCGACAGCAUCCAUCAUUGGAGUCCAGUUACCCACCCGAUCUUCACAAAUCAUCACAGCAUGGGGAAAAGCGGGCACACGGGAAAGACCCAAAAGGCAGCAGAGAGUAUAGCAGACAACCCAAUGAGCAUCACACAUGGAAUGGAACUUCUAGAAAACCCGACAGUGGGGCUUGCAGACCCAAGGACAGGGCACCAGAGGGACGGAGAGAGGCGCCCCCAGAGCGGAUGGUGACCAACGGCCCCAAGAGGAGGCCCCCGGAGAAGCGCCGAGAAGGCACCCGUAGCGCAGACACCACUUUGGAGAGGAGGGAGAAGCACGAAAAGAGACGAGAGCUUUCUCCGGAGCGGAGACGCGAGCGCUCGCCCACCUGCAGAAGGGACAGCUCACCCAACCAUCGCAGGAGGUCCCUGGAGAGACUCUUGGAUCAGAAACGGUCCCCAGAGCGCAGGAGGGGGAGCUCGCCAGAGCGGAGGGCCAAGUCCACCGACCGCCGUCGGGCGCGGUCCCCUGAGCGCAGGCGCGAGCGGUCCUUGGAGAAGAGGAACAAGGAGGACAGAGUCAGCCACCGAGAAAGGGAAGAGCCCAGUGUGAAACAGGAUGCCGGCCGAAGCUCCAGACAUGCCCCAGAGCAGAGAAGGCGACCUUACAAAGAAUGUAGCACCGACCUCAGUAUCUGAGACGCUGAGGCACAUUCCAACCUUUACCGUGUCAAAGGUUCUAAGAGGAGGGUCACAAACCUGAAAUAAUUUAGUUUCUUACCUGGUGAAGCGUCUAAUACCCGAUGAUCCUAUGAAGAGCAACAAACAUUUUAUGCAUUUGAAAUCUUCUAAGAAAAUAUAUAUAUAUAUGAAAAGUGUUGUGCCUGAUGUAUAAUAUUAAAGAAAGUAUUUUUAAAUGCAUACUUUUUUGGAAAUUAUUUGCCAAAUGCUGCC
Molecule: messenger RNA, 5201 nt
Organism: Enhydra lutris kenyoni (northern sea otter)
Lineage: Eukaryota; Metazoa; Chordata; Mammalia; Carnivora; Mustelidae
Product: membrane associated guanylate kinase, WW and PDZ domain containing 1
Exons: 23
Coding region: 543-4946 (1467 amino acids)
Biological process (GO): signal transduction
Cellular component (GO): cytoplasm
Molecular function (GO): protein binding
Source: RefSeq, a predicted model, not a curated record